GGGCAGCGGUCAGCUGAAUCCACUCGGGGUUGCAGCCCUGCUGCGCGCCCCGCCACUCUCGGAAGGGGGCCUCCCGCCAUGUCCCCGGGCACUCCUUGAUCGCUCGUCCGUGCGCCUCCGGGGUCCCCGGUUCCCGGCCAGCUUGCCGGCUCGCCGGGCCCCGGCUCUGCGUCGGCCGCGCCGCGGUGGAGGCGCGCGGGGGGUGAUGAGCACAUUGCGGGUAAAUACGCCGCCGCCGCCGCCGCCGGGCUCGGAGACACCGUGAGGAAGCGUGUGGCUGCUUUUCUCCGAGUCGCCGCUUUGCCCUUGCGUUGGAGAUCAUGUCCAUUCACAUCGUGGCUCUGGGGAACGAGGGCGACGCGUUCCACCAGGACAAUCGGCCGUCGGGGCUCAUCCGCACGUACCUGGGGAGAAGCCCUCUGGUCUCCGGGGACGAAAGCAGCUUGUUGCUGAACGCGACCGGCACGGUGGCGCGUCCGGUGUUCACCGAGUAUCAGGCCAGUGCGUUUGGGAACGUCAAGCUCGUGGUUCACGACUGUCCCGUCUGGGACAUUUUUGACAGUGAUUGGUACACAUCUCGAAAUCUAAUUGGGAGUGCCGACAUCAUUGUGAUCAAAUACAAUGUAAAUGACAAGUUUUCAUUCCAUGAAGUAAAAGAUAAUUAUAUUCCAGUGAUAAAAAGAGCAUUAAAUUCAGUUCCAGUAAUUAUUGCUGCUGUUGGAACCAGACAAAAUGAAGAAUUACCUUGUACAUGCCCACUAUGUACCUCAGACCGUGGGAGCUGUGUUAGUACAACAGAAGGAAUUCAACUUGCUAAAGAACUGGGAGCUACUUAUCUUGAAUUACACAGCCUUGAUGACUUCUACAUAGGAAAAUAUUUUGGAGGAGUGUUGGAGUAUUUUAUGAUUCAAGCCUUAAACCAGAAGACCAGUGAAAAAAUGAAGAAAAGGAAGAUGAAUGGCUCAUUUCAUGGAAUUAGACCACCCCAGCUUGAGCAACCAGAAAAAAUGCCUGUCUUAAAGGCCGAAGCAUCGCAUUACAACUCUGACUUAAAUAACCUGCUGUUCUGCUGCCAGUGUGUGGACGUGGUAUUUUACCACCCAGAUGUAAAGGAAGUUGUAGAGGCCCACAAGAUUGUUCUCUGCGCUGUAAGCCAUGUUUUCAUGCUGCUUUUCAAUGUGAAGAGUCCCACUGAGAUUCAGGACUCGAGUAUCAUCCGAACUACCCAGGAUCUAUUUGCUAUAAACAGAGAUACCGCAUUUGCAGGUGCUAGCCAGGAAUCUUCAGGCAACCCACCAUUACGAGUCAUUGUUAAAGAUGCCCUCUUCUGUUCUUGUUUAUCAGACAUUCUACGCUUCAUUUAUUCAGGUGCUUUUCAGUGGGAAGAAUUGGAAGAAGACAUCAGGAAGAAACUGAGAGAUUCAGGGGAUGUUUCUAAUGUAAUAGAAAAAGUUAAAUGCAUUUUAAAAACACCAGGAAAGAUCAAUUGCCUAAGGAACUGUAAAACCUACCAAGCCAGGAAACCUUUGUGGUUUUAUAACACUUCCCUGAAGUUUUUCCUUAAUAAACCAAUGCUUGCUGAUGUUGUCUUCGAAAUACAAGGUACCACAGUGCCAGCCCACAGAGCCAUCUUGGUGGCCCGUUGUGAAGUGAUGGCAGCCAUGUUUAAUGGAAAUUACAUGGAAGCAAAGAGUGUCCUGAUUCCAGUUUAUGGUGUUUCUAAAGAGACUUUCUUGUCAUUUUUAGAAUACCUAUACACGGACUCUUGUUGCCCAGCUGGCAUCUUCCAGGCCAUGUGUCUCCUGAUCUGUGCUGAGAUGUACCAAGUCUCCAGGCUGCAGCACAUCUGUGAGCUGUUCAUCAUCACACAGCUGCAGAGCAUGCCCAGCCGGGAGCUGGCUUCCAUGAACCUUGACAUUGUCGACCUACUCAAAAAGGCCAAGUUUCACCACUCUGAUUGCCUUUCCACCUGGCUACUUCAUUUCAUUGCCACUAACUACCUCAUCUUCAGUCAAAAGCCUGAAUUUCAGGACCUUUCAGUGGAAGAACGCAGUUUUGUUGAAAAGCACAGAUGGCCAUCAAAUAUGUACUUGAAGCAGCUUGCAGAAUACAGGAAGUAUAUUCACUCCCGGAAAUGUCGAUGCUUAGUCAUGUAACCUGGAGCUUUUAUAUGCGUACACUUUUUUUUUUUUUAUUACUAUGAAGACUGGGAUGCCUCUGGAUUCCAGUGAAAUUCUUAUAACUGAGACCGAAUAUGGGUGAUUAAAAAAAUACAUCACCAUACAGCUUGAUAAAUUUAUUAGUUCUCUUUGCAAAACACUAUUGUGGGUCUUAAAAGGGAACGCAAUAUACUGCAGACUAAAAAGGCUUCUGUGUAGAAUAUAAAGCUGUAGGACAGGUGUAUUCUCCCUUUAAAAUAUCCUGUUCCUUUAGUGACAUGAAAACUCCUUCCAGUUAAAAAAAAAUGUUAAGUUAAAAAAAAAAAAAAAACCUAGAUUAAUACAGAAGUUUCAUCAUGUCUAAGUGUUCUAUUAAAAUAAAGAGCCUUAAGAAAGACCCAGUGUAACUAUUUCUAUAGUCAAAAAUUUAGGGGAAGAACUAAUCACUAAUCAUUAAAACCAGAUUAUGGAAGUGGCAUGCCACUUGGUUCUGAAUCAGUGAGUGUAUAGAUGAAUAUCAUGAAGAAAAAUGUCUGUUUUCCAGACAAUGUUGCCUACCUGUCUUGUCCCCUCCUUAAGAUUCUGGUUAAGCAGGAAACCUAAUCAGGCUUUAUCGGGCCUAACCUGUUUCAACUGCACAGCACCCACACUUGGAAGGGCCUGGCCCUGGGUUCCACUUGGAGUGUAGUUGUCAGAUCCUUAAUUCUUAUCAUCAUUUAGAGAAGGACCUUAUGCUUUCACUUUGCACUGUGCCCCUGUUGCAGACAUACCAAUUAUGUCUAUUUCCUGAAAAGAAAAAUACUGUUGUUUUCAUGCUCAGACACCAUACUCUGACAGCAGAAAAGGAACACUGAUCCUAAGAGAAGAGGGUGUGGCUUGUUGGAAGGAAGAAUGCGCAAUUGCGAUUGCUGAAAUUUGUAGUACCCAAGACCUCCACUGCCACCCCCACUGGUAUGUGAGAAAUUCCUUGUGUUAGCUUUAAAACACUUCAUUGUGGCUCAGCUCCAGAUGAAGAAGUAUCUUCUUACUCAUUCUGAAAGACAAGAAUAUUGGUAAGAAUGACUGAUUAGCCUGACUGUAAUACUCCAUGUUUAUAAAGAUACAGGCAAAAGAUGCUUGCCAUGACAGCUUGAGAAGUUUUCUCUCCUUAGUGUAUUUGCUAAGAUUUGGAUGUUAGUAGUUGGAAUCUCUUGAACUCUUUCCAGUAGAUUACAAGGCUAUAUGGUGUGAAAUGACAUUAGUUUUGUGCCUCAAUUACCUUACCCAGUAAGAUAAAAGGAAGGAUAUAAAUUAGACUGUUAUGUUCAGAGAGAAUGGUCGUAGAGAACAGAAUUAGAGUUUCUCUCCUAUCACGUAAUGAUUCCAUGAGAAGCUCACAAGCCUGCAGAUUUGGAAAAACAGAUUACUAUUUAUUGUUGGUCUCAUUGUCAUAUGUAAUUUAGUAUUGGAAUGUAUUUUCCUCUAAUUCCUAGUGACUCUAGAAUAUACAUUUUUUCCACAACUUUCAAAGAUUGAUUAAAGUCCUAUAGUAUUAGGAUUCCAUACAAUUAGCCUUGUAUGUAUAUCAACACUGUCAGAGAAGCAGUAAAAAUUCCCUAUAGAAAUAUUCCAAGACACCUAACUUUAAUUGGACUGUGUCACUGAAUAUUACUGGAAUGUAUUUUAUGGAGUUUUUUGUGUGUAUUUUUCUCACUUGAAUUAAUAGCAAAUCCAAAUUGACUAGAAUUAGUAUUGUUAAGAAUAGAUACUAGAGCUAACUUUUAGAAAUCCACUCAUAUUUACAAACUUUUAAAUAACCGUAAUCUCAGCCUGCUUCUUAAUUGUAGCAUUUCAGAUUCUAAAACUUUUAGGAAAUUGAGAUAUGUAAGUUUCAAAAUAAAAUAUCAUUUGAAAAAACAAUUUGACUUCUAAGUAGAAUUAAAGCUAGUUCUUAGAGAUGGUUCUGAGUAAGAGUUGAGUUUGGAAACUGGUACUCUUAGAUGUGGAAAGUACUUCACCACCUAUAUAAGUGAUUUAGCCAGAUAUCAUGAUUCUCCAGAGCUAGUCAGAAUACAGUUUGUUAGACUUAAACCUGUUUGAAUGUAGACUCUUCUUACUUUUGAAUUCACUCACUUUUAAAUAAUGAGAAAUUUACUUAAUGACUUUUGAGAAGUGAGUUUGGUUUUAAGAUUUUUGUGGACUUUGGGCAAUUGAAAUAUUAUUUUUAGAUGGAUGUAUGCUUGUGUUGAUUUCUGCUUCAAUGUAUCUACCAAUCAACUUUAAUUAGAGAAGAUAAUGUGUAAUUGAACUAAGGCCCUUGCUUUCUUGGCCAAGUUUUCAUUCUAUUUAACCAUUUUUUUACCUCUGACUACUCCGUCUUGCUAGGAGAUAUAUAAUAAAGAACUCUCAGUAUGGUAAUUGAAAUUUACCCUGUUGAAGCCAGCAUGGUGGCUCAGUAUUAGGUAGUGGUAAAAGACUGAAGAAUUGGAUAAAUUUGACAGGCCAGCUUUUCAACUGUAAUUUUACAAACUACACUACAUUGAUAUAAUUAGACCUAAAUGUGCUCAAAGAUUAUUUUAUUUAAAGCAUCUGUUUAAUUCAACCUUUAAUAAUUUUGCAAAGAAGGGUAUAUGUGUAUUUUAAUAUAGCCUGACUGGAAUUUAUAUGUUUUUAGCUUUAGUAUUUAACAUUUUGUAACAAAUAAAAAUUUUUUAAAGCAAGU
Molecule: messenger RNA, 4860 nt
Organism: Dipodomys spectabilis (banner-tailed kangaroo rat)
Lineage: Eukaryota; Metazoa; Chordata; Mammalia; Rodentia; Heteromyidae
Gene: Rhobtb3
Product: Rho related BTB domain containing 3
Exons: 12
Coding region: 321-2156 (611 amino acids)
Biological process (GO): regulation of proteolysis; proteasome-mediated ubiquitin-dependent protein catabolic process
Cellular component (GO): cytoplasm
Molecular function (GO): GTP binding; ubiquitin protein ligase binding; GTPase activity
Source: RefSeq, a predicted model, not a curated record